Messenger RNA from Alternaria arborescens, 411 nucleotides. RefSeq lists its product as hypothetical. Lineage: Eukaryota; Fungi; Ascomycota; Dothideomycetes; Pleosporales; Pleosporaceae. The coding region runs from base 1 to 411 and encodes 136 amino acids. The record is from RefSeq and is a predicted model, not a curated record. The transcript has 2 exons.
AUGCACUUCUCCACAGUACUCCUCGGCGCCUUCGCAUUCGCAUCUGCCAUUGUAGCUUCUGAGCUUCUCAACGAGGUGGGCUACGUUACCGACAGCGAGGGCAAGGUUUACCAACUCGAUAUCACCGGUCACAACAACGUCCGCGUCAUCACCUUCGAGAGAAACGAUGGCUACUACAUCCAACCCACAAGCUAUCAUGUAGAGUCUGCGCACGCUUGUAACUUCUACAGCGAGGCGACGCGUGGUGUUGGGUAUCUCAUCGGCGAGUUCCCGGGUCCCGUCGAGGCCGACUUCAGUAGCAACAUCUGGGCGGCAUUUUAUGAGUGUUGGAAUGAGGAUCUCGAGCCCACGUCUCCUCCUGGUGUACCGGUUCGACGGGGUAGAGUUUUUGUGGAACCCGGUAGUCUUUAG